UUUAAUUUAUAAGUUGCUAGGAAAGUUCCAGAGUUUUGUGGCUAACUUCAUGGCAUUGUCCGCUGCUCGUCGCGCAAAAUCGAUACCUUGCGUAGCACACCCGCUGUCCGCGACACACACACUGAUCAAUCUCCUUUGGGUUCAUCCCAUAGUCAGCUAGGACUGUAGACACGAGGAGGGUGUGGCUGCAAGCCGAGAAGAUGCUGACGAUCCCGUGUUACCUCGAGACUUUUCCAAGAGAGAUAGUCAAACCAUAGCACUUCCACGAAGUUCCAAGUAAUCUAUAAACAUCCAGCAUUCACACUCGAUUGUCUCACAAAUCAUAAUGUCUCCUCCUGUUUCUUGCUCCUCCAUCGCUAUCUUAGCACUGAUUUUGCUCGUUGCCGAUGCCCGGUCGUCCUUGGAUCACGAUUGUUUGUGCACCGCAUUUCAAUCCAGCUGCUGGCCAGAUCCCAGCGCCUGGGACACCUUCAACUCCUCCCUCGAUGGAAGGCUCAUCAAAGUCCUGCCUCCAGCGGCGCCCUGUCACGAGAGCAACUUCGAUGAGCAAGCUUGCCAAAUUGUACGAGAGAGAUGGAGCUCACCUUUCUGGAGGUCGGAUCAGCCGGGAGCCAUGCAGGCCAGCAACUGGGAAGCCAGCGGCGACCAGAGCUGCCUCAUCUCCUCCCCUCGCAACUCGAGCUGCUCUCAGGGCUCCGUUCCAGUCUAUGCCGUGAAUGUCUCCACUCCAUCUCACGUCCAAUCUGCGGUAAGGUUUGCAUCCACCAAGAACAUCCGGCUAGUGAUCAAGAACACCGGGCACGACUUCUUUGGAAAGAGCACUGCGGCUGGAUCUCUCAGCAUCUGGACGCAUCACCUGAAGAACAUAAGCUUCCACCACGACUUUGUCGCCAAGAGAUGCUCAGUGUCCCCGGUAUCGGCAGUGACGGUCGGAGCUGGAGUCCAGUGGGAGGAGCUCUACCAGGCAGUGUUCAAGCAAGGUAAAGUGAUCGUCGGGGCUGGGGGUGUUACUGUUGGAGCUGCCGGUGGAUAUCCACAGGCCGCUGGACACAGUCCAAUCUCUCCAGCCUUCGGCCUCGCAGCGGACAAUGUCUUGGAGUAUGAAGUCGUGACUGCUGCUGGAGAUCUCGUUGUUGCUAACGGCUGCCAAAACGAGGAUCUCUUCUGGGCUCUUCGAGGGGGCGGAGGAGGAACUUUUGGAGUCGUGGUCUCUGCUACACACCGGACGCAUCCGCAGCUGGAAGAUCUCGCCUUCGCUGGCUACUCCAUCAAUGCCAGAGAUAGAUCCAGCUUCCUGGACUUGCUCACAAACUUUGCCGUGAUCCAUCCCAGUCUCUCGGAAGCUGGAUGGUCGGGAUACUUCGGACUGUCCAGCCAGAGCUUGCAGGUCUCGUAUCUUCUUCCCAACAAGGACGUGUCUUUCGCAAACCGGACGCUAGCAACAUUCCUUGACUACGUUGAGAAGCAUCCAAAGCUCCAAGGAAAUGGAAGCGUGGUCUCUCUUUCAUCGUUCCAAGAGUAUUACUCGCAAUUCCUGUGUGGAGGCCAGAAUUCCUGCGUCAACUCCAACGGCUCCGCCACUCCCCUCCUUCUCUCCUCCAGGCUAAUCCCAAAAUCCCUCUUCCACAGCCGCAAAUCCGUGGAGCCGCUCUCAGAUGCCCUUGUCUCGAUCCUGGAGCGCUACCCGCCUCCGUUGACGAUCUUUGGCGCAUUCGUGGCCGGCGGAGCAGUGGCAAGGCCGCGAGAUGAGAAUGCCGUGAAUCCGGCAUGGCGCCGAGCCCUUUUGUUCGUGAUUAUCGGCAGCGGCUGGAGAGAUGGGGCGAGCCUGGAGGAGCAGCGCGAGGUUGCAAGGAAUGUGAGCGCCGCGAACAAGCUGCUCAUCGAUGUGACGCCUGGAUCAGGAACUUACAUCAACGAGGCGGAUUUCAACGAGCCGGACUGGCAGCAAUCCUUCUUCGGCGAGCACUACCCUCGCCUCCAGGCCAUCAAGAGCAAGGUCGAUCCAUCCGGCCUCUUUCGCUGCCAUCACUGCGUCGGUAGCGAGAAGUGGAGCAAUGACCUAAAUUGUCCAAGGAAAAAUUAGGGUUCAUAUAAAUAAUUUGCAAUAUGCAGGCUCUUGUGACCUAAUAUCCCAUGUUUAUUGGUUUGACGCUAA
Selaginella moellendorffii is the source of this 2155-nucleotide messenger RNA. RefSeq lists its product as uncharacterized. Lineage: Eukaryota; Viridiplantae; Streptophyta; Lycopodiopsida; Selaginellales; Selaginellaceae. The transcript has a single exon. Gene Ontology annotation, molecular function: FAD binding; oxidoreductase activity. The coding region runs from base 326 to 2083 and encodes 585 amino acids. The record is from RefSeq and is a predicted model, not a curated record.